CCCUCCCUGGAGUGUUUCUCUGGAUGACGUUAGCAGCCAGUGUCCCUCCUCCCGUGCGUACAGGAGAAAGAAGCAGCAGACCGCCUCUGAUUUGUGCGCACCACCUCCAGGCGCUGACUCGCCGACUCAAGCCGAGGAUGGCGUCGCUCGGCGCGGGGCUGCAUGUCAGCCGCAAGCGGUCAGCGGGCAGGAGUGCGGCGGUGGAGAGGAGGAACCUGCUGACUGUGUGCCGUUUUUCCGUGAAGACCCUCUUGGACCGCUCCUGCUUGGAGAGCAUGGACGAUUCUUCUGCAGAUUUAGUGAACUUUGUGUCCAUCCUGGAGCAUAUCCUCAACCAUCGACUUAAAGGUCAGACCUCUUGGUUUGGCUACGAGAGUCCUAGGAAUUUCUGGGAUUACGUCAAAGCAGCCUGCGGUAAAGUCUCUCAUAAUUGCAUCCGAAGCAUCGAGUGUAUGGAGAAUGUGCGAACGUCCAAAGCUAAGGGUCGAGCGUGGAUCCGGGUGGUUCUGAUGGAGAAAAGAUUAUCCGAAUACAUCUCAUCUGCUCUGAGGGACUUGAAAGCUACCAGGAGGUUUUAUGACGAAGGAGCGAUCAUGCUUGGAGAAGAGGCGGGUCUUCUAGCGGACACGCUCAUCGGGCUCAACACCAUCGACUUCAGCUUCUGUCUGAAGGGAGAGGGUCUUGAUGGCGGAGGCCCCUCAGUGAUUGACUACACGCCUUACUUGAAGUUCACUCAAAGCGCAGACAGCAUCAGCAGCGACGAGGAGGAAAUGCGCACCCUGGGGAGCAGCGGCAGCGAGAGCAGCACGCCCGACAAAAUGGCCACGGCCGCCUCCAUCUUCACCGAGCAGAGCAACUUGGUCAGCAAGUGCAAGCGUCUGGAGCAGAAAUAUCGCAUGGCGCUGGAGCAGAAGUCUUACCUGGAGGAGCUGGUUCGUCUGCGUGAGGCCCAGCUGGCUGAGGCGACGACUCAUCACAAAGCUCUUCAGCAGAGCCUGGUUGACACGCACCUGUCACACUCGCUGGAGAAAGAGCAGCUGGAGUUUAUCAUUUUGGAGCUGCAGGACCAACUGACAGUGUUGAAGAACAAUGAUUUGCGGUCGCGGCGGGAACUGACUGCGCACCUCACCAAUCAGUGGCCGUCCCCUGACGCUUUGGAUGCCAACGCUGUCGCCUUGGACACGCUGCUUGUGAGGAAGAGCACUGGACAGUGGGAGGACAAGAACCUCCAUAACGUGCCUGCAGAUAUGAGCCUAUCACAGAUGUCCCUUGAACCGUCACAUAUGCUAACGCUGGAGGCCAAAGCAGCCUGUACACACUGGCCCCGCCAAGGUACACAUGCAACACAGUGCUUGUCCAGUCUUCAAGGUGUUGAUCUUAUCCCGUCCCACCUAGGAAAAGAGCAGACGCCAUCUCUCAGGGGGCUGUGCGGCUCUCUGACCUCCGUCAACAGUUUCAGGUCUCUGGCCAGUCUGAGAUCCAACGAGUGUUUGGCCAGUCCUGCCGCAGAGGUCAACAGCCCGGGGUUCACUCCCACGUAGGCCCACGCCACACACAGCAUCCAGCAAUCCUCUCAACGUGGUUUUAUUUUGUAGAAAUGUAUGUUCCAUGUGCGCUUUGAGAGCCAUGUUUAUUCAAGUCAGGGGUGUCCAAAGUAUGGCCCGGGGGCCAUUUUCAGCCCGGAGCUUGUUUAUUUUUGCUUGUUUCAGUUGGCCCUUGGCAGAUUGUAAACAUCAAAUAAACUCACCUAUUAAGAUUUAUUAGAUAGUACACUGAUGUGUCACCUAUAACAGUGCUUCCUCAUCAUUUUUGGCUUGUGUACCCCCAGAACCUUUUUGUCAUACCAUGAGUACCCCUUACUCACACGUGUUGAUAAUUCUCCAAAAGUAGAAUGUAACGCAACUUAUGAUUUUGGCGCAGCUGUGCCACAGGUUAUUGUCUCCCUGGGGAAACUAGUUGUAGCGCACACGUUCCAUUUUAUUGUCUGGCUUAAGAUGAAAUGAUUGAGAAAAUUGACUUACCUUGGAAAUUAAAUGUUUGCGCAUGCCCCCUGCAAUUUUCUCACAUACCACUAUGCAUACGCGUACCUCAGGUUGGGAAUCACUGACUUAUAACACCAAGCUAAGAUGUUGUUUUGUCCAAAUACCUUAGCAUGCACUACUCACGAAAAGAGAUACAGUGGACAUUUGCGAUUCAGCAUUCAUUCAGAUUUUUGGUCAAUUUUUUUUUUUUACAAAUCUUUUAAAAAUAUUUAAAUAUUAUAUAUAUUAAAUAUAUUAAUACUGAUAUUAUAAUGUCCUAUAAAUAUCACGAGUAUUUAUGAUAAUACACUAGGUCCUCAACCAACGAACACAAUUGGUUCCAGACGACCGUUCUUAUGUCGAAUUGUUCUUAAGUAGGGGAAAAGGUAAUAUUACCAAUGACAUAGGUACUACAUGUACGUGUAUACAUAUACAGUAUAUGUGUAUGUAUGUAAAUAUGAAUUUGGAUGCAGUAGUAAUAUUAAACAAGGAUAAUUAAUGAAAAAAACAAUAAUAAAAAUGAUAUAAUAAUACGUAAUGAUAAAUGUUAUUUACCUUUGAAGAGGAGUGGUCGAGCAUACGUCGUUGUGGUGGAGGAGGAGAUAUUGAAAAAGGACGAAUCGUCUUCGUUGUUAGACUCUUCUAAAAGAGGUGGUGUUCUGUGGGUGGUGUAGAAUUAAGCAGGCCUAUUAACUUUUCAUAAACUUUAAUCACACGCUCUGUCCGGGUUGUAUCAUACAGCUACAAUGUAGCUUUCUCUACCCAGCGGCUUCCUGGACCUGUUGGUCCAAUUAGCAGUGUCACAGUGCCCUCUACUGGUCAAGCAUGUAGCAGUAUAAAUAAUGGAGUUACAGUACUAAAAGGAAAAAUACAUGAAAAAAAUAGACCAGUCGGCUUGUGUUCGUAUCUCCGAAAGUUUGCAUGUCGGAUGUUCGUAAGUUGGGGACCUAGUGUAUGAAUAAACACAUCCAAAUAUAUAUUUUCAAAAAGGCCUUUUUUUCAUAGAAAACAUCUCAUUCAUCAUAAUUCGUUAAGAAUUUAUAAUAAUGUGACAAUACAGGUAAAAUGUACAGCAUAUAGAGCCUGUAUUUUUUUCCACAUAUUUUUGUCUUUGGUUUUUUCAUCAAGCUUUGAGAUUUCGCACUUUGUUCUGCAUCACACUUGCAUUAAAGACAUUACACAGGCUGUAGAAAUUCAUGGUUUGUAAUAAAUGUUUCUGCAACAUUCUAUUAUUGGCAACAUGCUGACAAACAAACUGGCCGGCGCCAUGAUGCAACACAGUGUGCACUCAAAAAGACGAUAAGGGUGGCAUGGUUUCUUCCCUGUAUUUGAUCAGGAAAUAUGCAAAUUCAGCACUUUUUACUUAAGAAAAUGAUUUUAAAAACUUUGGAAUCAUACAGAAAAUACAUUUAUAAUACAGUUAAAUGAACAAAUAUUCAUAUUUAGUUAUUUCUGGAUUUUUCACGCUCCCCUGACCACACGUCACUGUUCGUUAGCUGUGAGUACAUAUACAUUUUGUAGUUAAAAAUGUCUUUAAUAAGUGUGUGAGGCACAGUGAAGAGAGGCAGGGAAGGGUUAUAGAGAUGAAUCUAGUCAAAUCAUGACCACAGCCACUUUUAUUGCAAAUGUUGAUCUGAAGUUGCAGGAGAACAGCAACGGCACGCUAGUGGGGUGGGGGUCGUGUGUCAACAAUAGACAUUUGUAUGUGGACGUCUCGAUUACUUGCAGUUUUUCGCCUUCGGCUGAUGUCCCGCAACGUAAUCUGCACAAACUUUUUGUUAGUAUAUUUGACUUGCAUCUUAACUGUACAAAAUGGAUCAAAGUGCCCCCCGCCUCCUUUCAUUUUUCUGUAUGCGGCCCUCGCUGGACAAAGUUUGGACACUCCUGACAUAAGUGGUGUAGCAUUUCCAUUGUUAAAAUGCGCUCCACUCAUUGUGUACCUUUUAAUUUGAAUGCUUUGUAUUGAGACACAUUGUCAGAGUCCUUACAUAUGAAUGUGCCAAGAAUACUACAAGAGUUUACUUAUGUUUUCAGGUUGAUGUGUCCACAAAGGGAUCGUCAUACCUGCACUUUUUCUCACAUAUGCCAGCCAUCCAUCCGUUUUCUUCCGCUUAUCCGGGGUCCGGGUCAUGGGGUCAGCAGUCUCAGUAGGGAAGUCCAGACUUCCCGGACCGUCAUCGUGUAACGCAAACAGACCAUCUUUAGUAGUUCUCAGGUGUUUUCUUUUGUGUGUGCCUUCGCGUUUUGUGCAUAAUGCAGUAUUUUGUUCUCAGGUCGUGACCACUAUGAUUGAUAUUCUCCCUUCAGUUGAAUCAAACGUACUCCCUUUAAUUAUUAUUCCCAAUGCUGUCGUAAUUGACUUGUGGUAACCGUGAUCAAACCUGUGGAGCACAACAACACUCAGCUUUACUGCUUCUUAUAGCACCCAUUUACACAGACACAUCAGACAAACUAUGUUUUAUUGGACUCAUUUUGGCUUUUUUGAAUAAACAUAAUUUGAAGAAAAAAAAAGUGCAUGAAAAUAUACAAUAUCAGGUUUUACACUGUUCAGCUUUUUCAUCUCAUCCUUCAGUUGUUGGCAUCAGAAACUAUCAUCUCUUGGUAGUAAGAACUAGGGAUGGGCAAAAUGGAAAGAAUUGAUUUUCCAUUAAUAGCAUCUCCAGCAGUUGAGGCUCUAUUGAUUCAGUCUGCUGACUAAAGAAGUUGAGCUACGUUAUGCAAUGGCGCAACUUCUUCAGGCACCAUUAUUCUGCUCAAAACAAUACUGGCGUGGCAACGGGAGUUCAGAAUAUUCCGAUGGUUCAUUUUCCCCUUAGUUGGUGGAGGAAAUGUCCCCAAAUGUCCCCAAAAGCACAUGCCCAUGGAUGUUAAGUAAUACAUAGUAUGACUUAUAAUACAUCUCUAUACAAAAAUGUAAGUUGUGCGUCAUCAAUGAAUAUAAAAUUACAAAUACUAUCAUUAAAAGUGUUUUAAUAUGCUUUCUGC
This is a messenger RNA of Dunckerocampus dactyliophorus (ringed pipefish), 5006 nucleotides long. It is a transcript of the gene rundc3b, whose product is annotated as RUN domain containing 3b. The transcript is spliced from 10 exons. Bases 24 to 1541 code for a protein of 505 amino acids. The record is from RefSeq and is a predicted model, not a curated record. NCBI's taxonomy places the organism in Eukaryota, Metazoa, Chordata, Actinopteri, Syngnathiformes, Syngnathidae.